GCCUACUGGCGACACAAAUAUGGGGAUUGGCGACAUGCAACCACAAGUAGCUUGAGGUGUAAACGGGACGGUAUUUAGUCAUUAAAUAGUUGGGCAAACGGCCAGAGAAUAUGGUUUAUCCGUUUGUUUUGUUCUCGUUGGGCUUGGGGAGUCUGGUUGGUGUGUUUGGUGUUGAGAUGGAGGAUGGAAUAAAGUCAGUCUCAGUGAUGAAGGGAGAUCCUGUCACUCUAAACCCCGAUUUUACUGAAAAACAGAAAUAUCUGUUAAUACAGUGGAAGUUCAGAAGCACUCGAAUAGCUGAAGUCAACAGACUCGCACAGACAAACUCGACGUAUGAUGGUCCUGAUGAGAGAUUCAGAGGCAGACUGAAACUGGAUCAGAACGGAUCUCUGACCAUCACAAACACCAGCACCACAGACUCUGGACUCUAUCAGCUAACGGUUGUCAAAAAAGAGACCAUUUACAUCAGUUUCAAUGUUACAGUCUAUGACUUGACAGAAGAAGAGAACUCGAUAUUAGUGAUCGAGGGAGACUCUGUCACUCUAAACCCGGAGGUUACUAAAGCACAGAGAUAUUUGUUGAUACAGUGGAUGUAUAGAAGCACUCGGAUAGCUGAAGUCAACAGACUCUCAAAAACCAGCCAUACCUACGACGCUGACGGGAGAUUCAGAGGAAGACUGAAACUGGAUCAGACCGGAUCUCUGACCAUCACAAACACCAGCACCGCAGACUCUGGACUCUAUAAGCUAGCGAUCGUCAACAAAGAAACCAGUUACAUGGAUUAUAAAGUUAUUGUCUACAGAAGGUCAACGAACACAAACUACGUGACGUCCAGCGGUGCGGUGAUCAAUUCAACCCUAAACCAGACCGAGAAUGCUAAUAUUACUGAAACCUCUAAGAGGAGCUCAGAGCACUGCUGCGGCUCUACUGAAGCCGUGAUCCGAUUGCUCCUCUCUGUUCUGGUGGCUGUGGCUGCUGUUGCUCUGCUGGUUUAUGACAUCAGAUCUACAAGAAGUGAGCUGAACAUGACAGAAGAGACCGAAGAUCUCUAUGAGACCUGUGGAGGAAAAUCAGACCACAAGUGUGAACUGAGAAGAGGGUUUGGUUCGCAAUAUGUCCAGAUGUGAAGCAAAACACGCAUUAAUGCUCUGCACCUUUACUGUUCCUUACACGGCUGUUUAAUCACUUCAUUUUUGCACUAGUUGACCGUUUAUUGAUUGUAUCUGCAUAGGAUAUGACUUUGACCAAUCUAUUAAAUACACGGCUGUAAAUAUAAUUACUAUAACAGAAUAAAUGAACACAACACAACUGAUGGCAUAGAAUAAUUCUUUUUUGAAGAUGUGGUGGGGCUCAACUGAUCUGUACAUAAAACAUUUAACCUACUCAUAAACACUGUUUGGCUUUAUAAAGAUGAUUUGGACUUUAUCAAGCAGAUAUAAAUCCUUCUGCCUGUCAAAAGGUGCAGAUGUAAGCAGAUGCUUAUUUUAUCUUAUCAAUCUUCAGUCAGACUUCAUCUGACCAUCACAAAUGCACCAAAGCUUAACAGCAUAGUCCAGUGACAGUAACAACAGUGAGACAGUGUUUGACUUCAGACAACAUGAAGAAUAAGAGAAAAAGAAUCAGUAAUUGAUCAGUUGUGUAAGCUGCUGUUAGUCGGUUAGUGGCUCAUCACACAAGGCUUCGUUCCAGUAAACGGACUCAUUUCUCCGUUUCAUAAAAGCAGAAGCCUGUUGUUGAAGAAUGAUGUUGGAGAUGUAACAGACAGUUUCUUCCUGCUGAUUCACUCCAUUAAGAACAAUUUCUGCAACGGCAGUGUCACAGUCAAUGAAUCAUUCACGCAGUUUCCUGUGGAAUCUGGAAGAAACAGAGACAAUCACAGAAAUUAAAGUGACAAGAAAAUGAAUGAUAAAAUAUGGAUGUUCUAGAAAAGUAUUUUGACAAUAUGAACUGCUACAUAUUUUUCUCCCCUUGAAAGCCUUGAAAAAUAAUAGAGAAGGAUACUGAGACUUUAUUCAUCUUACUGUUAACUUCAGAAGAUGUGGUACAUGGAGCGGGAGAUGAUCAGAGAACAAGGGUUUUUAUCAUUGACCAAAAAAAAAAGAAAUAAAAAUACUAAUCUGAUUCUCAUAAUAAUACAAUUUGUUCCUGAAUUGGUUUUAACGAUGCAACGGUUUUCAGCUCCAAAUGUCCACAGUAUCUCAUCAUCUGUAUGUGCUUUAGUGUGUCUGGAGAGUGACUAAAAAUAAAAGGGGAAAAAGUGA
Carassius gibelio (silver crucian carp) is the source of this 2261-nucleotide messenger RNA. RefSeq lists its product as uncharacterized. The transcript has 5 exons. The record is from RefSeq and is a predicted model, not a curated record. Lineage: Eukaryota; Metazoa; Chordata; Actinopteri; Cypriniformes; Cyprinidae. The coding region runs from base 111 to 1127 and encodes 338 amino acids.